Acomys russatus (golden spiny mouse) is the source of this 2489-nucleotide messenger RNA. It is a transcript of the gene Il17rc, whose product is annotated as interleukin 17 receptor C. The transcript has 18 exons. Lineage: Eukaryota; Metazoa; Chordata; Mammalia; Rodentia; Muridae. The coding region runs from base 88 to 2220 and encodes 710 amino acids. Gene Ontology annotation, molecular function: interleukin-17 receptor activity. The record is from RefSeq and is a predicted model, not a curated record.
CUGAUUGGCAGUAGGGGUGGGCUGUCUGCCCCCCUUUGGGGGGGCAGGACAGGGCCUCAAGCCUGGGUGCUGUCUGGCACCUGGAAGAUGCCUGUGUCCUGGUUCCUGCUGUCCUUGGCAUUGGGCCGAAGCCCUGUGGUCGUUUCUCUGGAGAGACUUCUGGAACCUCACGACACUGCACGCUGCUCUCUAGGCCUCUCCUGCCACCUCUGGGACGGUGACGUGCUCUGCCUGCCUGGAAGCAUCGAGUCCACCCUAGGCCCUGUGCUAGUGCCCACGCAUCUGCAGACGGAGCUGGUACUGAGGUGCCCACAGGAGACCGACUGUGCCCUCUGUGUCCGUGUAGUUGUGGACUUGGCCGUGCAUGGGCACUGGGAAGAGCCAGAGGAAGAUAGGAAGUCUGAGUCAGAACUCCAGGAGCCUAGAAACGCCUCUCUCCAGGCCCACGUGAUACUCUCCUUCCAGGCCUACCCCACUGCCCGCUGUGCCCUGCUGGAGGUUCAGGUGCCUGCUGUCCUGGUGAAGCCUGGCCAGUCUGUGGGCUCGGCAGUAUUUGACUGUUUCGAGGCUGGUCUUGGGGCUGAGGUGCGAAUCUGGUCCUACACGCAGCCCAGGUACCAGAAAGAACUUAUCCUCACGCGGCAGCUGCCUGACUGCAGGGGUCUCGAAGUCCGGGACAGCAUCCAGAGCUGCUGGGCCCUGCCCUGGCUCAGUGUGUCUGCAGAUGGUGACAAGGUUCUCCUGGUGCUCGACGUCUCUGAGAAGCAGGACUUUGGCCUCUUAUUGUACUGGGAUAAGGUCAAGGGUAGUGGUACCUGGUGGUACAAAAACCUGACUGGACCGCAGACCAUUACUCUAAACCACACAGACCUGGUUCCCUGCCUCUGCAUUCAGGUGUGGUCCCUGGAGCCAGACUCUGUUAGGACCAGAUACUGCCCCUUUGAGGAAGAUCCCCGUGCACACCAGAACUUUUGGCACACAGCCAAGCUGCAGCUACUGUCCCAGGAGACGUGGAAGCUAAAUGCAGCAUGCUCUCUGCCGGCCAAGGUAGCACUGUGCUGGCAGGUGGCAGACCGGGGUCCUUGCCAGCCACUCGUGCCACCCAUGCUCCCAGAGAAUGUCACUGUAAAUAAGUCACAUGAGUUCCCGUCGGUGAGAGACCACCCCAACCUCUGUGUCCAGGUGAGCAGCUGGGAGAAGGUUCAGCUCCAAGAGUGCUUGUGGGCUGACUCCUUGGGGCCCUUCAGGGAUGAUAUGCUGUUAGUAGAGAUGAGAACCAGCCUAAACAACACAUCAGUCUGUGCCCUGGAACCUAGUGGCUGUACACCACUGCCCAGCAUCAUCUCCACGAGAGCAGCUCGCCUUGGAGAGCAGUUGCUGGAAGACUUCCGGUCAGGCCAGUGUAUGCAGCUGUGGACCGAUGACGACCUGGGAGCACUAUGGGCCUGCCCCAUGGACAAGUAUAUCCACAAGCGCUGGGUCUUAGUGUGGCUGACCUGCCUACUCUUGGCUGCGGGACUUUUCUUCCUCCUCCUCUUAAAAAAGAACCGCAUGAAAGGUGCGGGUUCGAUCUCAAUGGGCUCUGCUAUUCCUACAGAGGCCCCUCGGGCUCGCACCGCCUUGCUUCUCCACUCCGCCGACGGAGCGGGCAAUGAGCGCCUGGUGGGCGCGCUGGCAUCAGCGUUGAGCCAGAUGCCGCUGCGCGUGGUCGUGGACCUGUGGAGCCGCCGCGAGCUGAGCGCGCACGGGGCCCUGGCCUGGUUCCACGGGCAGCGGCGCCGGACCCUGCAGGAAGAUGGAGUCGUGAUCCUGCUUUUCUCGCCCGCGACCGUGGCGCAGUGCCAGCAGUGGCUCCAGCACCAGACGGUGGAGCCCGAGCCGCAUGACGCCCGAGACGCCUGGCUCAGCUGCGUGCUGCCCGAUUUCCUGCAAGGCCGGGCAGCAGGCCGCUACGUCGGGGUCUACUUCGACGGACUGCUGCACCCCGACGCCGUGCCCACCCUGUUCCGUGCCGUGCCGCUCUUCUCCCUGCCCUCGCAGAUGCCGGGCUUCUUGGACGCGCUGCAGAGAGGUUGUACCCGGUGCCCCGGGCGGCCCGCGGACAAGGCGGAGAGAGUGAGCCAGGCCCUGCGAUCUGUCCUGGACAGCUGCACUUCGCGCUCGGGAGCCCCGGGCUGCGACGAGGAAUGGGACCAGGGACCCUGCCCUGUACUUGAAUAAAGGCCGAUGCAGUAUUCGUAACCGAGUUGCCUUAGUACGUCUGUCCUGUGGAACCGCUAGCAGAGCCUCUAACCUCGCGGCCCUUUAAAGCAGGGACAGGUGCAGCCUGGAGUCGCUUCUGGUUGGUUGGAGUGGAGUGACGCAAUGGCACAUGGCCACCUCUGAUUGGCUGGGAGGAGGCCCUGCCCUCUGGACUGCGGCGUUGGAGGCCUUUACGGAGGAAGUGGCCUUGAGAAGACUCGGCCCACAACGCCCGGGGCGGGGGCGGG